Mesoplodon densirostris (Blainville's beaked whale) is the source of this 2716-nucleotide messenger RNA. It is a transcript of the gene SEMA6B, whose product is annotated as semaphorin 6B. The record is from RefSeq and is a predicted model, not a curated record. Gene Ontology annotation, biological process: negative regulation of axon extension involved in axon guidance; neural crest cell migration; semaphorin-plexin signaling pathway. Gene Ontology annotation, molecular function: chemorepellent activity; semaphorin receptor binding. NCBI's taxonomy places the organism in Eukaryota, Metazoa, Chordata, Mammalia, Artiodactyla, Ziphiidae. Bases 74 to 2716 code for a protein of 880 amino acids. The transcript has 17 exons.
GGUCUGGGAUGAGAACUGGCCCACCGCUCCACGGGAUCCUGGAGGUGUCACCUCCUGUCGCCCUGACCUCGCCAUGCGGACCCCGCGAGCGCCCCCUCCCCGCCCGGCCCUACUGCUCCUGCUGCUGCUACUGGGAGGCUCCCACGGCCUCUUCCCCGAGGAGCCGCCGCCACUCAGCGUGGCCCCCAGGGACUACCUGAACCACUAUCCUGUGUUCGUGGGCAGCGGGCCAGGACACCUGACCCCCGCAGAGGGCACCGACGACCUCAACAUCCAGCGGGUUCUGCGGGUCAACAGGACGCUCUUCAUCGGGGACAGGGACAACCUGUACCGGGUGGAGCUGGAGCCCCCCACGUCCAUGGAGCUGCGGUACCAGCGGAAGCUGACCUGGAGCUCCAACCCCAGCGACAUCAACGUGUGUCGGAUGAAGGGCAAGCAGGAGGGCGAGUGUCGAAAUUUUGUAAAGGUGCUUCUACUUCGGGACGAAUCCACCCUCUUCGUGUGUGGUUCCAAUGCCUUCAACCCCGUGUGUGCCAACUACAGCAUGGACACACUGCAGCCCCUUGGGGACAACAUCAGCGGCAUGGCCCGCUGCCCAUACGACCCCAAACACGCCAAUGUUGCCCUCUUCUCUGAAGGGAUGCUCUUCACAGCCACCGUUACCGACUUCCUAGCCAUCGACGCCGUCAUCUACCGCAGCCUCGGGGACCGGCCCACUCUGCGCACCGUGAAACACGACUCCAAGUGGUUCAAAGAGCCCUACUUUGUCCACGUGGUGGAGUGGGGCAGCCACAUCUACUUUUUCUUCCGGGAGAUCGCAAUGGAGUUUAACUACCUGGAAAAGGUGGUGGUGUCCCGUGUGGCCCGGGUGUGCAAGAAUGAUGUGGGCGGCUCCCCUCGCGUGCUGGAGAAGCAGUGGACGUCGUUCCUGAAGGCACGGCUCAACUGCUCGGUGCCGGGGGACUCUCACUUCUACUUCAAUGUGCUGCGGGCCGUCACGGGCGUGGUCAGCCUGGGGGGCCGGCCCGUGGUCCUUGCUGUUUUCUCCACGCCCAGCAACAGCAUCCCUGGCUCGGCCGUCUGCGCCUUCGACAUGACACAGGUGGCUGCCGUGUUUGACGGCCGCUUCCGUGAGCAGAAGUCCCCUGAGUCCAUCUGGACACCCGUGCCAGAGGACCAAGUGCCACGGCCCCGGCCCGGGUGCUGUGCAGCUCCUGGCAUGCAGUACAACGCCUCCAGCGCCUUCCCGGACGAGAUCCUCAACUUCGUCAAGACACACCCCCUGAUGGACGAGGCAGUGCCCUCACUGGGCCACGCACCCUGGAUUGUUCGGACUCUGAUGCGGUACCAGCUGACGCGAGUGGCCGUGGACGUGGGCGCCGGCCCCUGGGGCAACCAGACUGUCGUCUUCCUGGGUUCUGAGGCGGGCACUGUCCUCAAGUUCCUUGUCUGGCCCAACGCCAGUGCCUCGGGUACCACCGGGCCCAGUGUCUUCCUGGAGGAGUUUGAGACCUACCGGCCGGACAGGUGUGGGCGCUCUGGGGGUAGCGAGACAGGGCAGCGGCUGCUGAGCCUGGAGCUGGAUGCGGCCUCGGGUGGCCUGUUGGCGGCCUUCCCCCGCUGUGUGGUCCGAGUGCCCGUGGCACGCUGCCAGCAAUACUCAGGAUGCAUGAAGAACUGUAUUGGCAGUCAGGACCCCUACUGCGGCUGGGCCCCGGAUGGUUCCUGCAUCUUCCUCAGUCCCGGCACCAGAGCCACCUUUGAGCAGGACGUGUCCGGGGCCAGCACCUCAGGCUUAGGGGACUGCACAGGACUCCUGCGGGCCAGCCUCUCGGAGGAGCGCGCCGGGUUGGUGUCGGUGAACCUGCUGGUGACGUCGUCGGUGGCGGCCUUCGUGGUGGGCGCCGUGGUGUCCGGCUUCAGCGUGGGCUGGUACGUGGGGCUCCGCGAGCGGCGCGAGCUGGCCCGCCGCAAGGACAAGGAGGCCAUCCUGGCGCACGGGGGCGGCGAGGCCGUGCUGAGCGUGAGCCGCCUGGGCGAGCGCCGGGCGGGCGGCCCCGGGGGCCGGGCCGGGGGCGGCGGCGGGCCCGGGGUUCCCCCCGAGGCUCUGCUGGCGCCCCUGAUGCAGAACGGGUGGGCCAAGGCCACGCUGCUGCAGGGCGGCCCCCACGACCUGGACUCGGGGCUGCUGCCCACGCCCGAGCAGACGCCACUGCCCCAGAAGCGCCUGCCCACCCCGCACCCGCACGCCCUGGGCCCCCGCGCCUGGGAGCACGGCCACGCGCUGCUUACGGCCUCCCUCUCAUCCUCCCUCCUGCUGCUGGCCCCCGCCCGCGCCCCCGAGCCGCCCCCCGCGCCCGGCGAGCCGGCCCCCGACGCCCGCCUCUUCGUCGCGCGGCCCGGCCGCGCCUCCCACGGCGACUUCCCGCUCACCCCCCACGCCAGCCCGGACCGCCGGCGGGUGGUGUCGGCGCCCACGGGCCCCUCGGACCCGAGCUCCGCCGCCGACGGCCUCCCUCGGCCCUGGAGCCCACCGCCCACCGGCAGCCUCCGGAGGCCGGGCGCGCACGCCCCGCCCGCCGCCGCGCUGCGCCGCACGCACACGAUCAACAGCGGCGAGGCCCGGCCCCGCGGCCGCCACGCCCGGCCCGGCACGGACUUGGCGCACCUCCUCUCGUACGGGGGCCCGGACAGGACUGCGCCCCCCGUGCCCUAG